AUGGAAAGUGAUGAACAACAACAUGGACCUGCUUUUCUCAAACACGGUCAAACCUCUCAGUCUUUGUCUCUUUCCGAUAUCUUCACUCUUAAUGAUGGAUCUGUAAUACCUUUACUCAAGACUGCAAAUCCUCCAGUGAGAGCUAAUGUGUUGUACAUAAGCCCCGAAUUCUCUCUCCCUAUCGCGGAAGCUAUCAAAAAUACUUUUAAUCCAUACUUUGAUAAAGCAAUCUGGUUUCAAAACUCUACUCUUUACCAUUUUAGCAUGUUUCAUGCCUCCCACCAUAUUCAACCUGUUCCUGCCACAAAAGAAGAUAUAGAAGCCGAGGCAUCUUCUGUUCAGGCUGUUGUAAGGACUCUCCGCCCUUUGAAAAUUGUUUUGGAUAGAGUGGUUUUGACUUCAACUGAGGUGCUCCUCAGUUGCUGGCAGGAAAAUCUAGUGACAGAGAGAAAAGAGAAAUCGGUUUUAAUGAAUGCUUUUGAACUUAUUUCAAGAUCACAAAGCUUUAACCUUGACAGCUUCUUUGAGCAGCAAACAGAAAAUGUUGAUAAUGGUUAA
Arachis stenosperma is the source of this 558-nucleotide messenger RNA. RefSeq lists its product as uncharacterized. Lineage: Eukaryota; Viridiplantae; Streptophyta; Magnoliopsida; Fabales; Fabaceae. Bases 1 to 558 code for a protein of 185 amino acids. The transcript has 8 exons. Gene Ontology annotation, biological process: signal transduction. The record is from RefSeq and is a predicted model, not a curated record.